Messenger RNA from Drosophila gunungcola (fruit fly), 5197 nucleotides. It is a transcript of the gene Magi, whose product is annotated as membrane-associated guanylate kinase, WW and PDZ domain-containing protein 2. NCBI's taxonomy places the organism in Eukaryota, Metazoa, Arthropoda, Insecta, Diptera, Drosophilidae. The coding region runs from base 1185 to 4811 and encodes 1208 amino acids. The transcript is spliced from 6 exons. Gene Ontology annotation, molecular function: protein binding. Gene Ontology annotation, cellular component: cytoplasm. The record is from RefSeq and is a predicted model, not a curated record. Gene Ontology annotation, biological process: hippo signaling.
CGUGGUGAAUGCUUCCCGAUACACGUUUCUCGAUAAGUGUCUUUCAUGCAACUGUGUUAAGCGUCGCGUUAUUUUGUUUUCUGUUUUGUUUUUUGGUUCGUGUUUUUAAUUUUUCCCCCAUUUGUAUCGCAUUUUUGUUAAUUACAUUAAAGUAUUCAAAUAAGUAGUUAUUUUGUGAUGAUGGAGAAAUAAAAUUGCGAACCAUUCCGGUGCUCCUGUGAGGAGUGCAUUUAUUAGUUUGUAACUGUGUGUGUGGGCAUCAGCAACAGCAACAGGUUUUCCAACUCAACUCGCGCCACCUCAGUUUUCAUUUGUUUUCGAUAUUCCGUGGAGUUCGGUUCGCGUCGCGGGAAAAUCGAAUUGCAAUUUAAUGCCACUUUUAAUGGAAAAUGUUCGUAGCCAUUAGUUGGUUAAAGUGACGCGGCAACGGCAACCCGUUUGUACGAUCGCAGGUGUGUUGAUCGUCGGUCGGUGAUUCCAACGGGUUUUCCAGGAGGUUUUCGGCCCAUAACAAGUUCACACUCAACUUGGCCAUAUUACACAGUUAACAAGUGCCACCGCAUCUCCGUUCGGGAUACGUGUUUGUGAAGAAAUCUAAAAAUUGCCAUAAAAAUGGAAAGUGUUCGAUUCGCGCGAUACUGAUGUGCUGCUAGCGACGAUCAUCGAUCCCUCGCUUUAGGCCCGUUUUCAAGUCAAAUUAAUAAACAAACGGCAACGAGAAGAGGUGCGAAUUUUGAAAGUGGCAACUGCCUACUGUCUGCUCGAAAAGUGACUGAAAAUUGUUAUUAUCUCUCGUUAACAUUUUUCCAAUAUUUGCGCAUGGCAUUGACCACCACUCGAUAGAAAGUUUAUCUCUGAUCGAUGGCAAUUAGGGUGGUGUGCAUGACAAGAUAAAUAUUUGCGAACGUAUCUGGCACUCGACUGUUGAAAGUGGACUUCUAUAUAAGCUUCCCGAAACCGGAAUGGAAGCUCAAUGACAAUUGAAUUAAUAAAACGGCAAUAUGAAGAAGCGUUCAAAGUUUAUUUAAACAUUCCCGCAAACAAGCGAAACAAAGCGAAUGCGAAACAAUAUAAAAAGUAUUAGAUAACAUUCUUAAAUGCAAUGGAAAGAAAAAACGCUAGUGCUUGAAAACAAUUCGUCUGUGUGAGAGAGCUUGAUAGAAGCAAAAGAUACCAGGCUUAAAAUGCCAAUAAUCACGGCCACGACAACGACGACAGCCGGUGGAGGAGCAGGUGUGGCAGCCAGGGGCGUGGCUACCGCCAAGACUCCCACCGAUUACCUAAUGCUCCAGCAGCAACAGCCGUCGCACCAGCAGCAACAGCACUUCGCCAAUCACUUCUAUCAACAGCAGCAGCAGGCACAACAGUUGGCGCCUCUGAACGCUUCCCACCAACACCAACACCAGCACUCCCAUCCACAUCCACAUGCACAUCCACAUCCACAUCCUGUUGCUGCUCCGACCAGUUUUGCAACAUUUAACGGAAACUCGAAUCUAAAUUCUAGCCUUGCCAACGGAAGCAGCAGAAAAUUCAAUUGCAGCCGCGACAAUGUGGACGACCAUGCUGAUGCCGCCGACAGUGCGGCAGUUUCCCAGACUUUGUCCGCUGGCUCAGAUGUGGUUGGUAACGGGAACGGCGACAAGUCAGCCGGCUCAGCGCCACCAGGUGGCCAUCAUCUGCGCCCGCCACCGCCGCCGGCUCUCAAGAAAUCCACCGCGCCCGCUUCAGCAGCCGGGAACUCGGCGUCGCGCGAGGAUGUGGCCUCGUUGAGCGGCACCUCCUCGCUGAACAGCCAGAUGUCAGUGCAUAAUCAGUUCAUCUCUGGAUUGCCGAGCAAUGGCAUUGGCAGCAAUGGAAUCAACGGAGGCCCAGCCACCGGACGAGGUGGUCCACCCAGUAGCAUUCUGAAGGGCAGCAAGGAGAAUCUGCUGCAGAAUACAUACUAUAAUGGCGAGGCCGGGGACAGCAGUCUGGGCAGCGAGUGCGGAGUUGCAGAUGGCCAGCACCAAAACCACGCGAACCACGAUGACCCGGGCGACGGAUUGGGACCCCUGCCCCCCAAGUGGGAGACUGCCUACACCGAACGCGGCGAACUCUACUUCAUCGAUCAUAACACCGGAACCUCACACUGGCUGGAUCCGCGGCUCUCCAAAUACCAGAAAAAGUCACUGGAGGAUUGCUGCGAGGACGAGCUGCCCUACGGAUGGGAGAAGAUUGAGGACUCCAUGUACGGGAUGUACUUUAUAGACCAUGUGAACCGGCGCACGCAGUACGAGAACCCAGUGCUGGAGGCCAAGCGGCGGGCGGCCGAGCAGAGCCAACAACAGCAGCAGCUGCAACAGCAACAGCUGCAACAGCAGCAACAGGAACAGCGCUCCAAGACGCCAACUGUGCUACCAGAGGCACUACCCGCGGAGGCGCCUGAUGGGCAGGAGCAGGAGGAAGAGGAGGAGGAAGAGGCCCCCGUGAAGCUGCCCUACAAGUUCACCCGCAAUCCCUCCGAGCUGCAGGGCCAGCGCGUCAACACCACGCUGCUAAAGUCAUCCCGCGGCCUGGGCUUUACCAUCGUGGGCAGCGAUGGCAGCGCUGGUGGGGAUGUGGAGGAGUUCCUGCAGAUCAAGACGGUGGUGCCGAAUGGGCCCGCUUGGGUGGACGGACAGCUGCAGACGGGCGAUGUCCUGGUCUACGUGAAUGACACGUGCGUGCUGGGCUAUACCCAUCACGACAUGGUCAACAUAUUUCAGUCGAUUCUGCCCGGCGAGAGGGCAUCUCUGGAAGUGUGUCGCGGUUACCCGCUGCCCUUUGAUCCAAACGACCCCAACACUGAGGUGGUGACCACCAUGGCGGUGGAUGGACGUGAGUCGGACAAGCAGCGUCGCCUCAACAUGGACGGCAACUACAACUUCCUGGAUUUGUCCGGUGAUGGGGCGAAAAAAGCGAACGGUGCCGGCAGUGGCUUCAUUCUUAUGAAGAAACCUGAACUGUACACCUUCUCCAUCAUGAAGGGCUCAAUGGGAUUUGGUUUUACCAUUGCAGAUUCCGCCUGCGGUCAAAUAGUGAAGAAGAUCCUCGACCGCAACUGCUGCACACAGCUAAUGGAGGGCGACGUUCUGCUGGAGAUCAACGGCUUGAAUGUGCGCAACAAGCCGCACUUUUACGUGGUGGAGGUGCUCAAGGAGUGCAGUCAGACGACACCCACAGCGGUAAAGAUUCAGCGCACGCCGCCGGACCAGCCGGCCAACAACACGCUCGCCCAACUCAACCAGGUCGGCAAUGUGGCCAAGCUGCGCAAGAACUUUGUUGGCAGUGGCCUCUUCCGCAGCAAGACGCCCACAGCGGACCUGUACAGCACCCAGGUGAAGGAGGUACUGCCCAUGCGGCCAAAGACGCCACUGGUGGACACGCGUCGGGCACGGGUUCAGACGCCAAGCAACGAGCUGGACGGCGAAGGUGACGGCGGGGCAGCGACGGAGCGGGAGUCGAGGAAACCGCUUCAGUUGCAGACGCAGGGCAAGUCGAACAGUAGUCUGCAGGAGCUAGACGACAUACCCUACAUGGAUCCCUAUCCCAAGAUUAGCCGUCUGACCGAUCGUCUGGCGGAGGUGACGUUGCAGGGAGAUGCCAAUGGCGGCAUCUACGGGCUGCCGCCCAGCAUGCAGCCGCUGCCGUUGCCACUGGCCCAUCACGAAUCCUGCUAUUGCUACGACUGCCAGGCGCAGCGAUACCGCCCUGGCUACUUCGUACAGGCCCAGCAGGCAGCGAUGUCGGCCAACACCGGUCAGUACUCGCCGCUGCAGACGGCGCAUCUCCAGAACGAGCGGAUCCAGCGACGCGUGAACGAGCUGCUCAGUGAUCGGAGACGCGUGGGUUUUGCCAACCUGGAUCCUCCCCACCAGCAGCAACAGCAGCAGCAGCAGAUGCAGCACUCGCCCAGCUGGCGCAACGGAGCUCUGCUCGAUGCCUCCGAGGAUGCGGACCAGUGCGAACUGACCGAGGUUACCUUGGAGCGUCAGGCGCUUGGCUUUGGCUUUCGCAUCGUUGGCGGCACGGAGGAGGGCUCUCAGGUCACAGUGGGCCACAUAGUGCCGGGUGGCGCGGCAGAUCAGGACCAGCGCAUUUCCACGGGCGAUGAGAUCCUAAGCAUCGAUGGCAUCAACGUGCUCAACUCCUCGCACCACAAAGUGGUCUCGUUGGUGGGGGAAUCAGGGCUUCGGGGGCAGGUCACCAUGAUCCUGCGCCGGCGCCGAGCUCCGCUCCUGCAGCAGGCUCCAGUUAGCACACAGCUGCGACGUUAUCCCUAUGACGUGAUUGUGAGCCGGCAUGAAAACGAAGGCUUUGGAUUUGUCAUAAUCUCAUCAUCGAACCACUAUUACGGCUCGACCAUAGGAAAACUCAUACCCGGCAGUCCAGCGGAUCGAUGUGGGGAACUCAAAGUGGGGGAUCGCAUAGUGGCGGUGAACCGUAUCGAGAUAGCCGGAAUGUCGCACGGCGACGUUGUGAAUCUCAUCAAGGAGUCUGGUCUGCAUGUGCGGCUCACCAUUGGCGUUCCGCUGAAGGAAGGAGGUCCCAGUCCUGGAGGCAGUAGUGCCGGUGUUUCCAGCAGCACUGCCAUGCAGUCAUCUCCCAGUCUCCUGAAGGCGCAACUCUCCCACCAACAGCCACUGCCGCAGCAGAUGCAGCUUAACCACCAUCACCAACACCUGGAGAUGCCAAUGUCAAUGCCCAUGCCUGGACAUGGAAGCUAUUUGGAGCGACCCAGCAACAAUAUCGCGGCCACUUUGGCUCUGCACCAGCAACAGCCCCAGUUAUGACUCUGAGACCUACGUAUUCGGCUCUACAAGAGCUUUCUUUAGUGUUGGAUCAAAUGUAGGCCCUUAGUUUGUACUUUUGUUAGCAAAGUACCGACCCCAAAGACUGAAUUUAGUAGAAUAUAUAAGUCUAACCGUUUGCGAUUCUCGAAACGUUUCGUGAAUGCUUCUUGAACACCAGUUUUAUAAGUUUCAUUUAUCGGCUUAGACUAAGUUAUUACUUGUAUUUAAGAAAAUCUGCCAGUUUGUGAGAUAUAUAUCCAUUUUUAUACUGUUUUAGAUAUGUUAGAACUGUACAAAUGUAAAGGAAUUUAAUAUUUUAUCACGAAUAUGAAUGUUAUUCAAUCACAUUAGACAUUAAAUUAUAUUUUUCAAAUAUACACAUAUUA